Ipomoea nil (Japanese morning glory) is the source of this 887-nucleotide messenger RNA. RefSeq names its product transmembrane protein 205. The transcript has 3 exons. The record is from RefSeq and is a predicted model, not a curated record. The coding region runs from base 122 to 763 and encodes 213 amino acids. NCBI's taxonomy places the organism in Eukaryota, Viridiplantae, Streptophyta, Magnoliopsida, Solanales, Convolvulaceae.
UUUUUGCGCUUAUGUUAGCUGCAGCGUUGAAGUGGAAGAAGUAGUUGAAGCAAAGCACUUGACUUUUCCGAUUCCAACUAUCAGCUUCUAGUUUUCCGGCGACUUCCUGCGCUCUGUAGAGAUGGGGUGGAUGUCUCGAUUCUCAACAGUUCUUGCUUUCUUAGCGAUCGGAGUGGUGUUUUCACCGGAAACUUUUGGAUCAAAAUCCGACGGUCAGUAUCCUCUCAAGACCGUCACUUUUCUGAAAUUAGCGCACCUGCUCUGCUUCUCCACCGCUUGGGGCGCCGCUCUGUGGGUCACCUUCAUCGGCGGCAUUAUCAUGUUCAAGAAUCUGCCGAGGCAUCAGUUUGGGAAUCUGCAGAGCAAGAUGUUCCCGGCGUACUUUACUUUGGUCGGAGUGUGCUGCGCGGUCUCAGUGGCGGCCUUUGGGUACAUGCAUCCAUGGAAGACGUCCACUAGUGCUGAAAAGUAUCAGAUUGUCUUCAUUCUGGGUGCCUUUGCUUUCAACCUCAGCAAUCUUUUCGUGUUUACUCCCAUGACUAUCCAGAUGAUGAAGCAAAGGCAUAAAAUUGAGAAAGAGUCAAAUAUUGGAGAUGAAGUUGGGUGGACCAAGAAUCAGGAAGUUGCCAAGGUUAAUCCAAAGCUUGCUGCCAUGAACAAGAAAUUCGGAAUGGUUCAUGGACUCUCUUCUCUUGCGAAUAUCGUGUCUUUUGGUUGCCUUGCCAUGCACUCCUGGUAUUUAGCUGGAAAAAUUAAUUUUUAGAUUGAAUUGCGGAAUAUGACCGCCCUCAGAUGUUGUGGGCCUUAUAACUAUGUAUUAAAAUCCAGAGAUAAUGUGUGCCAAAAAAAUAAAAAUAUCCUGAUAAUAAUACGUACGUUUCGUGCCA